AUGGCCCGUCUCAGCAUACCCCUCGAUGCCCUUACCUCUCGCCUCAAUCUUGGUGAUCGCUUUGCCAGCGUCAGGGCACAGUCGCUAGGAACAAGAUUCGCCAACCUCAAGCCUAUCUCCGAGUUUCUGGAUCUGAAAAGACUGUCUAAACCUGCGAAUUUCGGUGACGUCCAAACCAGAGUCAACUACAACCUGAGCUACUUCUCUAGCAAUUAUGCAGUCGUCUUUGUCAUGCUCAGCAUAUAUAGCUUGCUGACAAACCUUCUGUUGCUCUUCGUCAUCAUACUUGUCGUGGGGGGCAUGUGGGGAAUUGGUAAACUGGAUGGAAGAGAUCUCGACCUUUUCGGGUUCAGGGCAUCUUCAUCACAGCUCUACACCGGUCUGUUGAUCGUCUCGGUGCCGCUGGGGAUCUGGGCAUCACCCAUAUCAACAGUCCUAUGGCUCAUUGGAGCAACUGGAGUCAGCAUCCUUGGUCAUGCUUCAUUCAUGGAUAGACCGAUAGAGAAUGCUUUUUCCGAGGAGGCGGUCUAG
Molecule: messenger RNA, 531 nt
Organism: Endocarpon pusillum Z07020
Lineage: Eukaryota; Fungi; Ascomycota; Eurotiomycetes; Verrucariales; Verrucariaceae
Product: Prenylated Rab acceptor 1
Exons: 1
Coding region: 1-531 (176 amino acids)
Cellular component (GO): Golgi apparatus
Source: RefSeq, a predicted model, not a curated record